UUUAUUCUUCAUUCGCCUGACUUCGAAGCCGCCAAGUUCUGGGUUGGCAACAUGGGGAAGACCGCCACGCACGCCGUGGUCUACGCCCAGCUCCACACGCCCGACGGCCAGUGCCAGGGGCUGCAUUCCUUUGUGGUGCAGAUUCGGGAUCCGAAAACCUUGCUUCCCAUGCCAGGCGUCAUGGUUGGUGACAUAGGAAGGAAACUUGGGCAGAAUGGCUUAGAUAACGGGUUUGCCAUGUUUCACCAAGUGAGGGUCCCCAAAGAGAAUUUGUUGAGCCGAACGGGCGAUGUCACUGCUGAGGGGAAAUACACAAGCGCCUUCAAGGAUCACAAGCAGCGCUUGGGGGCUUCGCUGGGCUCCUUGUCCGCCGGGAGAGUUAUGAUCAUCGCCAUGUGUGUGGCCAAUCUGAAGCUGGCCGUGUCGAUAGCCAUUCGCUUCUCCGCCACCCGGCGCCAGUUUGGGCCGACCGAGGCCGAGGAGGUUCCCGUCCUGGAAUACCAGAUGCAGCAGUGGCGCCUGCUCCCUUACCUGGCGGCCACCUACGCCUGGGACUUCUUCUCCCGCUCCCUCUUCCUCAGGUUCAUGGAGUUCCACAUAAGGCUGCUGAUAAACGACAAGAGCGCCCAGCAG
Messenger RNA from Protobothrops mucrosquamatus (brown spotted pit viper), 633 nucleotides. RefSeq names its product peroxisomal acyl-coenzyme A oxidase 3-like. Gene Ontology annotation, biological process: fatty acid beta-oxidation using acyl-CoA oxidase; lipid homeostasis. The record is from RefSeq and is a predicted model, not a curated record. Lineage: Eukaryota; Metazoa; Chordata; Lepidosauria; Squamata; Viperidae. Gene Ontology annotation, cellular component: peroxisome. The transcript is spliced from 5 exons. Gene Ontology annotation, molecular function: fatty acid binding; FAD binding; pristanoyl-CoA oxidase activity. The annotation marks the transcript as partial.